Ceraceosorus guamensis is the source of this 2385-nucleotide messenger RNA. Its product is annotated as Per1-domain-containing protein. Gene Ontology annotation, cellular component: endoplasmic reticulum membrane. The transcript has a single exon. NCBI's taxonomy places the organism in Eukaryota, Fungi, Basidiomycota, Exobasidiomycetes, Ceraceosorales, Ceraceosoraceae. The record is from RefSeq and is a predicted model, not a curated record. Gene Ontology annotation, biological process: GPI anchor biosynthetic process. The coding region runs from base 357 to 2117 and encodes 586 amino acids. Gene Ontology annotation, molecular function: hydrolase activity, acting on ester bonds.
CAUCAACCACGCUAAUACCAGGCGUGCACUUGUCAACCAGCCAUCUGCCUUCUGCCAUCACAAGCCCACACAAGCCCGGCGCUGCACCCCAUCCACUCGCAUUGGCGUCUCCGAGCUGCUCAUCCCACCGCGCAACACGCUUUGGCGGUUUCCCUGCUCCUCCCGCGGACGACGAACGCAGGUGCACACUGCUUCCCGACUAGUCAAGCAGUUUCCCUGUGGCAUCGCCUGCUCGACAAGCCGAACUGACUCAGCACCUUGAAUCCUCGUGUGUUCGAUUUCAAGCUGUAAGAAGCAUGAAUCCUUCUCAGACACCGUCGCCAAGCUUCCACCGCAUACGUGAUAUCAAAAGCGGCAUGAGCAGCCUCGACCCGCUUUGCUGCCCACGAGCUUCCUGCUCAUCUGCUCUUGGCCCGCCAUUUCUGCGCACGUCACCUCAAUUGCAUCCCAAAGCUGCGCAAAGGUCUCUCCGCCUGCCGAUCGAGCGCGCCACCCUACGUCAACCCUCGCACCCUUCACCAGCCGUGCGCACGAAGAGGACGUCAAGUUCACGAAAUUGCAACGGAUCACUGUGGCGCUUCACGCUCGUGACGCUGCUCUCCGUCUGUCUACUCGCUUCGUGUCUUCCAGCUGCGCUCGCAUCGCAAGGUGAUCGGUCAUUCGAGUAUAAACACUGCGUGGAGUCAUGCGAGCGCGACUCUUGUGGACCGGAUCCUAAUUGGGAUGAUGGCGUUGCGCAUACAACCCACUUGCCGCUCAUCCUUCGAGCCAUGGGAUGGACAUGUCCGGACGAUUGCAGGUACCACUGCACCCACCGAGUCACCAACGACGCCUUUGAUCGCGUCAAUCACAUCAAGAGCGAAGCGCAGCAAGCUGUGCAAGCUCUGGCCAGCAUAGCCGCGUCUGAUGGUAGCCAGGGCUUCGGUGGCAUGUCGCGGGCUGCUCAGAAGCAAAAGUACGAGGAAUUGGUGGAGAGCAGGCUCAAGCAGCUGUCGCCUGUGCAAAAGCAGAUGGUCCAGUAUCAUGGCAAGUGGGUCUUCAUUCGCUUCUUGGGGGCUCAAGAACCCCUGAGCGUCAUCUUCAGCCUCUUGAACCUUUGGGUGCACUCGAAAGGCGUGGUGCAGCUGCGAUCGCAGUUGCCAGACCUAUUCCCACUGAAGGUCAUCUACAUUCUUCAUGCGCUCGUCAGCUGCAACGCAUGGAUCUGGUCCGCGGUAUUCCACGCCAGAGACAAGGGCUGGACAGAGAAGCUCGACUACUUUAGCGCAGGCGCUGUCAUCCUUUCAGGACUAUUCUUUUCCAUUUGCCGUCUAUUCCGCAUCCCGCCUUCCCAUCCCAAUUUUACUCUGCUCGCACGUGUGUGCGCUGGAGCGCUCGCCGUUCAUAUCCUUUAUCUCAGCAUCGGGCGAUUCGACUACUCGUACAACAUGACGGCCAACGUGCUCGUUGGCUUAGCGCACACGUUGCUUUGGCUUGCCUACUCUUUGCGGCCCUCGGCCUUCCCCGGUCCCAAUGAUGGCGUAUCGUCUAGCGCGAGAUCUGCUGCAAACGGCAGGGCGAACGAAUUGCCACCGAAUGCGCUGAGUGGGAAUGCAUCUUCUCCGACUCCUAUCCUGUCGACGAUUCCACCACCAUCAUCAUCGCGAACAGCGAGGAUCAGGCUACAGCUGGUCGUAGGCCUCCUAGUAGCUGCGACGUCCCUAGAGCUGCUCGAUUUCCCUCCCAUCCUGCGCGCUCUGGAUGCGCAUGCGCUAUGGCACCUGGCUACAGUGCCGCUCGCGAGCAUGUGGUACAAGUGGCUGAUCGACGAUGCGAGGGAGUGCACAUCCUCCGGCUGGUGGGUAGGCAGAGGACUUAGGGAUCCUUCCAUCGACGUCGCUCCACACGUCGUCGAGGCGAUGGAAAAGGCCAAGGUAUGGGCAGUCAAAGCCGCUGCUACCACGCAGCAGGGCCACGCUGUUGGCACUGAGCUCGUCGCUCGGAUAAGGGGAUUCGGAGAAAGAAACCUAAGCGCGACUUUUGGUAGUGCUGUCGGUGCUGGUGCCUCGCCGAGCGAGAGGGAGCUAGAAAAGGCAAAAGAGAUGGGCGGACGCUCGCAUGGUGGUAUUUCCGUGUAGAGCGACUCUAUUCAUCCUGCUCCUCGGCUCCGAUCAUCUCAAAAACGUCACCCCAUCACAUACCCUUCUCCAAGCGCUUAGGUCUUCAGACCCUUCAUGGUGUGAACCUCAAACUAAGGAAAUGCAUGCGCAGCUAAGAAGCAAUUUUUCGGAGCGCAAUCUCCUCGCGUGUGGUCCGCGAUGAUCUUAUCGAACGAUUUCUCAGUCGCCCGCUUGACAGAGAGUCACGAUUUGGAACUUUCGAUACAAAAGAGAUUUACGCAAAUAC